Phycomyces blakesleeanus NRRL 1555(-) is the source of this 1794-nucleotide messenger RNA. RefSeq lists its product as hypothetical. Lineage: Eukaryota; Fungi; Mucoromycota; Mucoromycetes; Mucorales; Phycomycetaceae. Gene Ontology annotation, biological process: carbohydrate transport; transmembrane transport. Gene Ontology annotation, cellular component: membrane. Gene Ontology annotation, molecular function: carbohydrate:proton symporter activity. The transcript has 14 exons. The record is from RefSeq and is a predicted model, not a curated record. The coding region runs from base 1 to 1794 and encodes 597 amino acids.
AUGUUCAUUUACCCGAUAACAAAACUAUACCUUAUAUGCAGUUUUGUAUCAAUUGGAAGUUUAGCGUAUGGGUAUAAUUCUGGAGCUCUUAUUGCUGUCAACGUAUUGGACAAACGUGAUUCGGGCUAUCAGAACACUAAAGUUGAAGAUAACGUCUUGUUGGUCGUACCACUUGCUUUGUCUUGUCUUGGAGCACUGUGUUCUGGAUUGGUGGCAGAUUUCAUUGGGCGUAAACGAUCUUUUGGAGUAGCUGCCAUGCUGGAUUUGAUUGGUUCACUGAUACAGCUUCUAGCAAGAAAAUAUUGGGAAUUUUUGCUAGGAAGAUUGAUUGCAAGCUUUUCUGUUGGAGGGAGAUACUUGAAAAGUAACGCAAGGCUUAUAACACUGCAUCAGUUGGGGAUCACGUUGGGAUUCAGUGUUGCCUUUUGGAUUGGGUAUGCCUUGCACAAAUACACGUUUGAUAAAGCUUGGAGAAUAUCUAUCGGUUUACAGAUCGUUCCAGCCGUAGUUUUACUUGCCGGUCUAUUAUUUAUACCCGAAAGCCCUCGUUGGUUACUAUGUCAUGACCGAAAAGACGAAGGGUUUGGUAUAUUAACAGAUCUGCGAUGCGCAAAGGACGAGCCUAUUAAAGACACAGUGCGGAUGGAGUACACUCGGAUCCUUGAGAAUGUAGGCUAUGAUCGACAAUGUGAUGCACAAGGAGUAGGUGGAUUGUGGUCCAAAGGUAUCGAGAACAAUGCAAGGCGCACUCUUUUGGGUACUAGUAUACAAUCCGCCAGCCAGCUUAGUGGUAUCUCUGCUCUACAGACUUAUCUUCCACAGCUUGCUGGGCCUGUUUUAGGCACCAAAAGAGUCUCGGCUUUGUUAUUCCUAAGUAUUGGAAGUACAAUUAGCCUGAUAUUUACUAUCCUAGUCGAUCGGCUCAACAGACGCAAGAUCUUAAUCUGUGGUGGUCUGGGUAUGGGUGUGUGUAUGAUUGUGAUUGUUAUCAUCACCGGACUACAGACCGAAAUUACCGACAAGAAUACAGACUCCGAGAGUCUAGGCGCCUUACUUGGAUUCAACAUGUCGUCUAUUAAUCGCAAGCCAUCUAUUGCCAUAGUUAGUCUGAUAUUUGGCUUUAUGGCCAUCCACUCUGCAAGUUUUGGGACACUUGCCUGGGUCUACCCUGCAGAAAUCUACACUCAACUCAUCCGAGCAAAGGCAAUUGGUAUCACAGUAGCAGCAAAUUUCUGUGUUCAGAUAUUUAUUGUAGAGAUCGCUCCGUUAAUGUUUCUCAACAUCUUGUGGGGAACAUACAUCAUCUUUGGCUGUCUUUGCUUCUUGAUAUCUAUACUUAUUUACUACUAUUAUCCCGAAACAAAGGGACGCUCUUUGGAAGAAAUCCACCUGAUAUUUAGUGGAGCUUUGUUUAAUCAGCGGGCAGAGGCACAUCAUCCAUCAACCGCAGCCGAGACACUUUUUCAGAUGGCCAAAAUUAGCAUUGAAGAAUCCGAAUCCGAAUUCGAAUCAAAAGAAAAAGACAAACCACGAUCAAUUUCAGACUUGGAAUCAACUUCAGAGUCACUUAUGCCUCCCAUUUGUGGUUUAUCUCGUCGGAAGACAGCUCCAGCUGUGAUGCUGACUAGAUUUCCGGAUUCUGCUUUGUUGAGAACCAAAAAUCUCAGGCGGCAGCAAAACAUAAACAUAAACAACAAUAACAAUAGUAAGGAAGAGUCAAGUCUAUCGAUACGCUCAAAUCCAAUCCGUAGAACGAGGAAAAUCAGUCCUUAUCUUUCGAUAGAUAUCCCAUAA